AUGGAUGGAGACUGUUACAAAAUUAACGCUGCUCCUGACUUGAUUCCGGAGGGUCCGUGGAGUAAAGUCGAGGGCGGCGUAUGUGCGGCGAAGGGCUUCAAGGCGACAGGCGCCCAUGCUGGCUUACGUGCCAGCGGCAAAAAAGCCGAUCUGGCUCUGGUGGUGGCGGAUGCCCCCGCAACCGCGGCCGGUACCUUCACGCAGAACGUCAUGUGCGCUGCGCCGGUGCUGUAUUGCAAGGACGUCCUCAGUCGCAAAGCCCACAUUCGUGCGGUGAUGACAAAUGCGGGUCAGGCCAACGCGGCCACCGGCACCCAGGCAAUCGGAUAUGAGGACGCGGUGGCCACUGCCAACGCGCUUGCGGAGGCCUUGGGCACCAGCACCGAUGACAUCCUGCUACAGUCAACCGGUGUCAUCGGUCGCCGGAUGAAGAUGGAGAACUUCCUGCCCGCCAUUUCCGAGCUGGUCAAGACACUGGGCCCUUCAGCAGAGGAUGCGCACCGAGCGGCAGUGGCCAUCACCACUACGGACUUGGUGAGCAAGGAGGCGGCGUUGCGGGUGAGCAUCGGCGGCACCACUGUGCACGUGGGGGGCAUGUGCAAGGGCAGCGGCAUGAUUCACCCUAACAUGGCCACCAUGCUGGGCGUCAUCACCUGCGACGCAGCGGUAGCACCGGACGUGUGGACUGGCAUUGUCAAGCGCGCCUCCGUAGCGUCCUUCAACUCGAUCACGGUGGAUGGCGAUACGUCCACCAACGACUGCGUCAUCGGACUGGCCAGUGGUGCCGCGGGCAACCCACUGCUGACCGACCCUGCCUCUCCGGACGCCAAGCUGCUGGAGAGCGCUGUCACUGCACUCAUGCAGGGUCUGGCCAAGUCCAUUGCUUGGGACGGCGAGGGCGCCACCUGCCUUGUGGAGAUCGAGGUAACCGGCGCCAAGUCCGACGCGGACGCGCGGGUCAUUGCCCGUUCUGUAGCCGGGUCUUCCCUUGCCAAGUCUGCCAUUUUCGGACACGAUCCCAAUUGGGGUCGCAUUGCCGCGGCUGCCGGCUACUCAGGCAUCAUUUUCGACCAAAGCGAUCUCGGCGUGCAGCUGGGCAGUAUGAAGCUGAUGGAGGCGGGCCAGCCGCUGCCCUUUGACAAGGCGGCAGCCAAUAAAUAUCUGAAGGACACGUGCGCCGUACACGGCACCGUACAGAUCUUUGUUACGGUUGGCAAGGGGAACGGCAAGGGCAUGGCCUGGGGCUGCGACCUAUCGUACGAUUAUGUCAAGAUCAACGCCGAGUACACCACCUAA
Messenger RNA from Volvox carteri f. nagariensis, 1296 nucleotides. RefSeq lists its product as uncharacterized. Gene Ontology annotation, molecular function: L-glutamate N-acetyltransferase activity, acting on acetyl-L-ornithine as donor; L-glutamate N-acetyltransferase activity, acting on acetyl-CoA as donor. The transcript is spliced from 11 exons. NCBI's taxonomy places the organism in Eukaryota, Viridiplantae, Chlorophyta, Chlorophyceae, Chlamydomonadales, Volvocaceae. The coding region runs from base 1 to 1296 and encodes 431 amino acids. The record is from RefSeq and is a predicted model, not a curated record. Gene Ontology annotation, biological process: L-ornithine biosynthetic process; L-arginine biosynthetic process.